AUGGGGCCUGGCUACGAUGGAGCUCCUUUUGGAGACCCUGUCCAUGGUCGCCCAUCUGGAGAAGACCUGAACCCUCAGAUGGACCGGGACCUGGGGAACAGAAGCCCGGGUCUGCCACGGCCCAACGGUGGAGGAUACGGAGGCAUGCCUGGCAACAGGCCGCCUGCGUCGCCAGCUUUGAGUAUGGACGGUCGAGACCGCGAUGCCGACCUGAGACGGAGCGAAGAACGAAAUCGAUCUCGCCAGAGGGCCCCGCGAACAGCCAGCGGCCAGCUCCGAACCUGCAAGAAAUGUGGCGAACCCUUGACGGGACAGUUCGUUCGUGCACUUGACGGCACGUUCCAUUUGGACUGCUUUCGAUGUCGGGACUGUGGCCAAAUCGUAGCAUCAAAGUUCUUCCCUGCGGAUGACGAGAACGGCGAGGGGCAGUAUCCCCUCUGCGAAACCGACUAUUUCCGGCGCCUGGGACUGCUCUGCUACCAGUGUGGCGGAGCCCUGCGAGGGUCUUAUAUCACAGCUCUCGAGCGCAAGUAUCACGUUGACCACUUCACCUGCUCCCUCUGUCCCACCGUCUUUGGCGCUCAGGACAGCUAUUACGAACACGACGGCAAUGUCUACUGCCACUACCACUACUCCACUCAGUUCGCGCAGCGCUGCAACGGCUGCCAAACGGCAAUCUUAAAGCAGUUCGUUGAGAUUUUCCGCAACGGUCAGAAUCAACACUGGCAUCCCGAAUGCUACAUGAUACACAAAUUCUGGAACGUCCGCUUAACACAGCCAGACGAAACUCCGAAGCGGUCCAUCGAGCAGGACGAUGAGCAGGGACGGGAUAAUGUGCGUCUGGAAGAGGAGAGAAUGGAAGAGAAGGUCUACCGGAUAUGGAGUGUGCUCUCUACAUUUGAGGAGUCGUCCGCAGCCUGCAUUUCUGAUAUGCUCCUGCACGUCAGCAAUGGAUCGUAUAUCGAUGGAGUAAUGGUCGCACAAAGGUUCAUCUGGCAUGUCGACAUUCUCUUUCGCAGCGCCGAUAGACUGGAUGCUACCAUGGCCCAGCUAGACAUGAAAGGCCUCUCAUAUAGCCGCGAGGCAAAGCUUCUUUGCAAGAAAAUCGUCGCUUUCUUUUCGCUCCUGUCUAAGACACAGGACAAUGGUUCCCGCAAGCUCGGGGUGACACAAGAACUGCUGUCUUUGGUCACCGGACUUGCACAUUACCUCAAACUCCUCAUCCGGAUCUGUCUGCAGGGAGCUCUGCGGAUCGAGAAGGAGCGCAAUACUUCCGAGGGUCUCUAUCAGUUCCUCGAUAAUCUCGGUGAUCUUGAAACCCUCAAGAACGACAAUGGCCAGUUCCCGACUGGCAUGUCUCGCCUUUCGGCCAACGAUUCGGACCAAUGCACGCUCUGUCGCAAGCCGAUUGAGGACAGCUGUGCUAAGAACGGGGAUAGGAGGUGGCAUCUGUCUUGCUUGGGUUGUGCACGUUGCGGGAAAGAUUUGAGCCAAAAUGUUCAAGAUGCCCGGCUGAACACAUACGAUCUAAAGGUGCUUUGCAACAGCUGCCAGCCCUACAGCCCCGACAAUGCCCCGCCUUUCGAACGCAUCACGAAACUUCAACAGUAUGUCUUCCUGCUCAGGGUAGCACUGGCGAGGCUUCUUGAGAUUCUCCGCAACAGCGGCAUGCUGCCUCUCGCGUCUGACGACCCGAACUUUAAUGUUAAUGAUGCUACCGACGGCCAACGAGGCCUGGGAGAUGCGCCGCACCUUACGAGCGAGGCUCGAUCCAAGUCCUAUGCAGGGGAGAAGGAUCAUCAUCGUGAAUCAUCUUAUGAGAGCACUUUGAACGAUGUGCGGAGACUUCGAAGUACACGCUUGGACAAGCACCUGUCAUCCAGCUUUAGGAAAGCUAGGACCUCACGAAUCAUGGAUGGACCAGAGGGCUCGACCGCACGACCUGGUUCCGCUGGUGGCGAUGGUACGGGCCUCAACAAACCCGGCAUGCAGAUCGUGGAAGACCGGGGGCCAAACGACGAGGGGACCACGGAUAUGAUGUUUGGUAACGAGAAUGCGUUGACUCUGGAUGAUAUCCCACGCAUUGUGGCUGCAGAGCAGGCACGGGAGAAGCGACCAGCUGCGCGCCAAGAGCUCUUCCGGUCUCCUGCGACGGAGCCUUAUGUGGGCCCGACUGCAGACAAGUCGUACGCCCCGAGAGACAUGGACCCUCGCAUGGUUGGGGAACCGUCACCUCAGAGAGGCGGGCGCAAGUACUUCUCUGAGCUGUCCGGCUUGGAGUACUUCAUUGUUCGCCAUCUAUCAGUCCUGACGAUGCAGCCUACGAUCGAAUCGGAGUUCUCUCUGGAGGAGCUUCUCAGCUUCAUCGAAUCGCGCAAACCCGUUACGUUCUGGAACAAGUUCGGCAAAGCCUUCAAGAAUGAUGGGAAGAAGGGCACAAAGAAGAAAGGCAUCUUCGGGGUUCCCCUGGAGAUCAUUAUUGAGCGGGAUGGUGCGGACUCUACGGAUGGUGUCGGACCAGGCACCCUACGCAUCCCGGCCAUCAUCGAUGAUGUGGUCGCUACGAUGCGCGGCAUGGACCUGUCUGUCGAAGGUGUAUUCCGAAAGAACGGUAACAUCAAGAAGCUGACGGAGCUUUGCGAGAAGAUAGACCGGGAGGGCAUGGAGAAUGUCAACCUGGGCACCCAAAACGUUGUUCAAGUGGCAGCCUUGCUCAAACGCUACCUGCGCGACCUACCGGAUCCCCUGAUGACACACAAGCUCUACCGACUCUGGAUAGCGGCCGCUAAGAUCCAGGACGAGGAGAAGAGGCGGCAGACGCUCCACCUGACAUGCUGUCUCCUGCCGAAGUGUCAUCGCGACUGCCUGGAGAUCCUGUUCUGCUUCCUGAAAUGGGCUGGCUCCUUCCACCAGGUCGACGACGAAGCCGGUUCCAAGAUGGACAUCAAGAAUCUGGCGACGGUGAUUGCGCCCAACAUCCUUUACCAGGCUACCAAGACCGUAGCACUGGAUUCUGACCCGAUGUUUGCGAUUGUGGCUGUUGAGACACUGAUAAACCAUAUCGAGGAGAUGUGCCUGGUUCCUGAUGACCUCGUCGAUGUCCUGAAUGACCCCACGCUCUUCAGCAAUAAUGGUGAGAUCACGACCAAGGAAAUCCUCAAGCGCUUCGGUGACCGAUCCGCGAACGGAGGACGGUCGUACGGCGAUGUAGCCGAAAUCGUCAACAGACAUGAUCAGGCAAGCCGUCCCCACGCUAGGAGAGUGGAAACGGACCCGUCGGUCUGGCAAGACGAGCGCACUGUCCGGACGGUGCAGGAGCCACCCGCGCCAUAUGCGCAACAAGGCCCGGGAACCCCGCCUCCUAGAUGGAGGAACCCGGAUGAAGGCCAGCACUCGCCAUAUCAGCAGGAUUACGAGAUGACGGGCCAGCCGCCGAACGGGCCUCCUGACGGGAACCAGAGACGAGAGUGGAGGAAUUCUGGUUGGGGCAGGCAAGGUUCCGUCGGCGUCGGUGGGACUUGA
Thyridium curvatum is the source of this 3522-nucleotide messenger RNA. RefSeq lists its product as uncharacterized. Gene Ontology annotation, cellular component: cytoplasm. The record is from RefSeq and is a predicted model, not a curated record. Gene Ontology annotation, biological process: signal transduction; actin cytoskeleton organization. NCBI's taxonomy places the organism in Eukaryota, Fungi, Ascomycota, Sordariomycetes, Thyridiales, Thyridiaceae. Bases 1 to 3522 code for a protein of 1173 amino acids. The transcript is spliced from 4 exons.